Caenorhabditis auriculariae is the source of this 1937-nucleotide messenger RNA. The record is from the annotation of a GenBank genome assembly. NCBI's taxonomy places the organism in Eukaryota, Metazoa, Nematoda, Chromadorea, Rhabditida, Rhabditidae.
AUGGUUAUUCUGAUGAUUGUCCUCGCACUGUUUGACAUCUUCAGCUCGCCGUCCUCCAGCAACAAGUCACCAUUGUGAGAAGGACGUCUCCCAUACGCUUCAAACAGUCUACCAGCGCUGAGUCAAUGAAACGCUCGUCGAAUCUUCCUAACACAUACAUGCUCGUUCUCCGUCGAGGUAAAAAUUUCCAUUUUUCCUGAAAAUCCAAAAAGUUGGUUCAAGGUCAUGGCCGUCGAAUCCUUGCCGUGCAGCCGUGGUUGUGGUCGUCGAAGUUGUUUCUUUUUUUAGAGGUUUUUUUCAAUUUCGAGCUCCUUUUCUUGGUGAUAUUUUUGACGCAAAAGUUGAAAUCUCAAUUUGACAAAAAGUAUAGUUUUUUUUUUCUUUUUUUUUAAACUUAUUUUUGGAGUUUCUUUCUCUCAUAGAAUUUUCAUUUGGAUUCCGUGUUCAGUCGUUUCGAGGCGUCUUGGUCGUUUCGUGGGUGCCUCGUGGCCGUCUCGUGGCCCGAGCAGCCCUGGUUGAUGUCGUCGAAACCGUGGGCGAUCUCGAACCCCCAUCUUCGCCGUCACCGACGCGCUUCAAAGAAGUGUCAAGGUUUCUGCUGUGAAAACUUGUCGCUCAGACCCCUCGCUAAAAUGGUUUCUUGAUUAUUGAUUGAUUAAGGUGGCCCAGGCGAGGGGGCGACAAUUAUUUAAGUGAGUUUUUUUUUUUUUCUUUUUUUCAUUGAAAGGUUGCAUGACUACACCUUGGAUCCAAAGCAUGAAUAAGAAAAAUUAGAUAAGGAAAUGAGAAGGUUUAAAAAUAAAAAAAGUUUACUUCGAAGUAUUAUCAGUUUUAUGUGUAAGUCAUUUCAACGAGAAACGCGAAAAGUCUCACGUAGUGCCUUACUUGCCGCAACGUGACCUUAUUUAUCGUAAAUCGAUGAACAAACAAAGACGCUCUCUCGUCCGACCGCUUCGCGAGUCUUCGGUUGACCGCUCCGCAUUCCAAUUUGGUCUGCGAGAAAUCGUUUCCAUGUCAUAUUGUGGGGUCAAGGUUGUUGCGGUUUCAGCAGUACGACUACAUUCCGAGAUGAUUCGUCCAGAUGAUCUUCCUCGAUGCAGCACGGGUGAAAUCAUUUCUUUUUAUAAGAACCUAGGCUAGUUCAUGACUACUAGAACAGUUUAAGUUUGAUUAUAUGUUAAGAUUACAUAUUGUUUAACUCAUUUUUAUUUAUUAUCAUGUUUUUUUUUCAAGCCAAAAUCGUAGUAGAUGAUUGAUAAUUAUGGUAGCUGACGUUUUAUUGAGGAUGUUGAUAAGACCAGACUUCCAAUUUGAAAGAGAGAAUAAGUUAGCGUCUCGUUGUUAAUUAGUAGUAUCAGGCAAAAGUUAGGUGAGUCAUAGUUUGGGUCAUGGUGUUGAGAGGGGUAAUGGUGGUUGGUAAAGGAGAGGUAGAUGGGUUUUUACGGCUUUUGUCUGCUAGUCUGCUAAUCUGCAUCGUUUCCUACUUAUCCGUGAUAAUUGGCUGUUUCGGUUUUUUUGACAUUUCCAAUGACUCGUAAGUUAUCAGAUGAGUUAAGUUCGAUGAUGGUUUUUUUGUGCAUGAGUAGGUGCAUGUCUUCACGACAGGUCCUUCGAUGGGAUGAGGACAGAGAGACGAGAGAUUGGCUCGAGAAUCAGGAUUGUAGACGUUCGUCGGAGAUGACUCACGGAUCAAGUUAUCCUGAUGAAAUUGCAGGUAAUUUCAAUUUGACUUUAUUUAUAAAGGCGUUGAACUUGAAGCUUUAAUACCUUUUGAUGGAAAUUUCAAAGUUUUCGUUUCCUGAAAAAAACUUCCAUCAGAUCCAUUUUCUUUAUUGUCUAAUGAAAAUUCUACCUUUCAUUGAAACUCCAUUAAGUUCAAUUUUUUAGACGUUCAUAUUGUGAUCGUGGUCGCUUCCUGGUCCAGCAGCCCUGAUUGA